GUGGAGAGAAGGAGAGGGGAUAGAAGUGGAGAGAAGGAGAGGGGGAUAGAAGUGGAGAGAAGGAGAGGGGGAUAGAAGAGAGAAAUGGAGAGAGAAGGACAAAAGGAGAGGGGGCCUGGGUGAGUUUCCAAGCCCAGGACGGUGAACCCUGAUCGGGGGGUUAGACCAGGACUCUGGAGUUCCUUUGGAGAGAUGAGGACCUCUGAGAAGACCGUGUUUAGACACAGGUGAAAAUCAAAUGAAUCCUGACUCUAAUGGAUCCUGUGAUUACAACAUGGAUUGACCUUUUCUUCUUCUGAUCUGAAGGAAUAUUUAAGUUUUUUAUGUGGACGUUUUUCUAUGUGGAAAUGUGUCUAUUUUUCUGCAUGAAUUUGGAGUUUCAAAUCUUUCUGGUGUGGAUUUUAAGGAGGCUGUUUAGUUGACUCUGGAUCUGAAACUGCCUCCACUCAUCUGAAGGGAUUUAAACAAUAACUAUUUUGGCCUUGGAUUUUUUUCACAUGUUGUGUAUUUUUCCGAUAUGUUUUUUUCCCGUGCAGUAGUUGAGACUACUUUGUAACCUUGGUAACCAAGCGGUAACCAGGCGUCAACUGAGCGGUAACCAUGGCAGCAGCCUAUCGAGUGGUAGUGAGCAGUGUUAGUUGCUACAGCAGCGUGGUGGUGGACCGUCGGGCUCAGAGUCACGCGGUGCACUACUGCUCCGGGUCAUGUGGGGCGCUGUCCCAGGGACUGGACUGUACUGUUGCCCAUCGCAGCACCUGCUCCGAGCUGCUGACCGCCCCCUCACACACAUUCACACACAACCUGACCAGAAACGCUAACUCUCCUCACCAAAUCCCCAACAGCUCUAAACUUAGUAUGACCGGCUGUAAUGGGGGUAGUGGUGUCCCUAAUGAUCCUAACAGUGUGUAUGGUGUGGUGGGGGAGGACAGUCCUCCAUGGCGAGGUAAGAAGGCCAACACUACCACCACUACUACCAGCUCUGGUCCUGACCGGCCUCUCCAGAGCUCUGCCAGUCUGAAGGACAUCACAGGAGAAGCCAUCAACCUGGCCAGUGGCAAACUCAAAGAGUUCUCCUUCGAGAAGCUCCGCCUCUCCACCAGUCACGUGACCUUCAGGAAAGGUCGCAAGGUCAGGCCGGAUUCGUACAGCCGUCGGUCAACGGACCUCGACAUUGUCUACGGACACUUCACUGGGAACGUCGGAGGAACGGGGAAUGGGACUAUUACCGGAAAUGGAAACGCCAAUGAUGAGAACCUGCCUCCUUUCAGCGACACCACCAAGGUGCUCAAAGGCCUAUCGCCUGCUAGCAUCACCGCCGGGGGCGGGUCUCUAUCCACAACCAGCCUAUCCAGUGUCUCCAGGGCUGGGGGCGGGUCCACCAGUAGCCUAUCCAGCGCCUGCUCUGGUUCCUUGGAGGCGGGGCUAAACACAGUGGCGUCUCUCUACCUCAGCUCAUUAGCCGACGAGUCCCUCAUCGCCCGGUUACUGGAGAAGACCCGUGCAGGGGAGGAGGGAGGAGUGGGAGGAGCCGGGGGGGAAGACAUACGGGCCUGUCUGGACAUUCUGGUCAAGUGUUCAGAGGACUUGAAGAAAUGUACUGACAUCAUCAAGCAGUGUAUCAGUCGGAAGAGUCCCGGGGAGGAGAAGAUGGGGAGCCAGUCCAGAGAGCAUCUACAGAGCUGUGAUGACCAGACUGAGCUCCUAUCUGAGGAAACUGCCUCUAGAGCUGGAGGGGGCUGGGUUAGGGUUAGGGUCAGGGGCUGGAGGUCAAGGUUCAGGGAUUGGAGGUCAUAG
Oncorhynchus tshawytscha (Chinook salmon) is the source of this 1794-nucleotide messenger RNA. RefSeq names its product serine/threonine-protein phosphatase 2A regulatory subunit B'' subunit alpha-like. NCBI's taxonomy places the organism in Eukaryota, Metazoa, Chordata, Actinopteri, Salmoniformes, Salmonidae. The record is from RefSeq and is a predicted model, not a curated record. The transcript has a single exon. The coding region runs from base 601 to 1794 and encodes 397 amino acids.